Messenger RNA from Paramecium pentaurelia, 1554 nucleotides. NCBI's taxonomy places the organism in Eukaryota, Ciliophora, Oligohymenophorea, Peniculida, Parameciidae. The record is from the annotation of a GenBank genome assembly.
AUGAAUUAAGAGAAAGAUUGCUCUUAUAUGUAAUAGGUUAAAUUUGAUUUGCGUCGACGAAGAAUGCAUAAUGUGCCUUCAGUAUUUAAUUGUGAAGCUCAGAAACGUAGGAAUUCUUUCUCUCUGAGUUCUGAUGCUUGUAAGAGUCCUUAGAGGAAGGCAACAAAAUACUUCGAAAAUCAAAAUCCAGGAUAGAAUGCUUAUUUUUGGAGUUUGAUAAAAUCAAAAAGAAAUGAAAAUGAAUAGUUUGUUUAAGUGUUGAAAUCUAUAUGUCCUAUUUAAGUAAAUGAAGUUGAAGCAAGAUUAUAAUUUUUGUUAAGAAACUUUGGUUAUGAAGAUGAGAAAUCUAUGUUUGAAAUAAUAGAAAAUAUAUAAUAAGGAUAAAGAUGUUAAUAAUGGACAUAGGAAGAAUCACGUAUUUUGAUUUGGGCUAUUUGUAAAUUGGGAGUAUAACAUAAUUAAUGGAAGGAAUUAGGGAAUUUAUUGAAUCGUUCAGUGAAAGAAUUGAAAACACAUUGGACUGAAUUAAUUCAUCAUACAUAAAGAGGAUUAUUAUGGACAGGAUAGGAAGAUUAAACAUUAUAAAAUAUGAUAAUGACUUAUUUGAAUAAUUCAUAGACAAUAAAUUGGAAAUGUAUGGCAAAUGUAUUAAAUAAGUCUGAUAAAUAAUGUUAAGAUCGUUGGUAUAAUACACUUGAUCCAUCUAUUUCAAAGGAGGCUUUUAAAAUUGAAGAUGAUUUAUAAUUAUUAUAAUUAGUUUAGAAAUAUGGAAAAAGAUGGAAAAGAGUAUAAAGAGAGUGGUCAUUAAAUAGAAAGAGAUCUCGUUAUGAUUUGAAAAAGAGAUUUUAUGAAUUAUUAAAUUAACCAGAUUCUGGUUAUGAUAGUGAUACAUCUUCAAAUUCAUCAUCAAAAUAUAGGAAAUUGAAUUAAGAUGAUAUGGAUAAAAUAUAGAAACUGAUUUCUGAAAUGUAAAUAAGUGAAGGAAUGUAAUUGGAAAAUAAAUUAGGAAAAGAUAAAUUAUUAAAAAAUAAAUUAUUAAGUAUAGCUAAGAGUGAUCUUGAUAAGAUGUUGAAUUAAUAAAGAAAAAUAAAAAUUUAAUCAGCAAGUACACCAACAGAUGAAAAAAAAAAUGAUAUUUAAGAAGAACCUGAUGAAGUAAUUAUGAAUACUCCUUCAAUUAUGAAUUCAUUAUCAAGAUGUUUAUUAAAAAUUAAUUUAGAAACAGAAGAUGAUUAAUUAUCAAUUGAUAAAUUAGCUAUUCCAAAAGUUUAAUAUAAUGUUGAUUCAGUAGAACAUCUUAAACAUGAAGAUAUUUUUGAUAUCUAAUUUGCAUUAGUUAAUGAUAAAACAAAUACUUUAUAUUAUGCUAAUUUAGAAUUCAUGUAAUAAUUAAUUAAUUUAAUUACAAAUCAAAGAAAAUUGAUGUAAUUAACUGAUAUGAAUAAAUAACCAUAGAAAACUAAAAAGAAAUUCAGUUCUUAAUAAUUAAUUCAAGUAUAUCCUAAUAAAGUAGGAUUGUCAUAAUUUAGUUAAGAUGAUGCUAAAUAACAAUGA